Molecule: messenger RNA, 933 nt
Organism: Gryllus bimaculatus (two-spotted cricket)
Lineage: Eukaryota; Metazoa; Arthropoda; Insecta; Orthoptera; Gryllidae
Source: the annotation of a GenBank genome assembly
AUGCUUUGCCCAGACCCCGUCCGCGGCCUCGACGGCGCCGCCACCGCUAGUGCGGGCCGCACCCGGCUGCCCGCGCGCGGCGCGGGGCGGGGAGGCGGCGCGCCGCUGCGCUCAGUUGGAGCGCGAGCCGGGCAAUCGGCGAGUGCACGGCGGGCGGAGAACGCGGCGUCGGCGGGCGACGGGACAUGCCGCUCGCGGGUCGCGGGAUCUCACCCCCUCGCGGCAAGCGGCGGCGACGACGACGGCGGCGGCGGCGCGACGCCCGCUCUGCGAACGCGCCCGCGCGGCGCGCCGACGACGAUGCGAGUGACGGCGCCGGGCCGGCCCGCGGGUGACCCCCGGGCCCCCGCGGCGAAGCCGGGCGGCGGUGAGCAGGACUCGACGCGGACUGUGUGCGCGGACCCCGGGAUGCGCGGCAAGUGUCGCCCGUGCAGGACACGGUGUUCGUGCGUGGACGCUAGUGUUGCGAUUGUGCUUGCGGUGACGAUGUUCCUGGGCCUGCUGACUCCGGCGGCGGCGAGCGUCAUGGGAGACGAUUGCGACUGGUUCGGAAGUUUGUGUGAAGUGAUUUUGAAGUGUGUGAUCGCGAUGUGGAUUGGUUCGACUACUUGUGAUGCAUUCCAGAACGGGACGACUCACAUACAUUCAAGAAGACCACACCUCGGUGGGGUGAAGGACCUGCAGCCUGGGUUCCGUUCGCGGGGCGGGCUAGCGCUAACGGCCGGGCUAUUUCGGUCGUCUCGCGCCCUGCGGGCCGACUUCCGCAUCGGUUCCCACGGUGGGAUGGGCGAACAGGUGCUGCACCUGCAGGCUCCUUCCGAUUCGCUAAAUUUCUUGCUCGAUCUCAAUAAUAAUAAUAAUAAUAAUAAUAAUAAUAAUAAUAAUAAUAAUAAUAAUAAUAAUAAAAACAUGCUCGUGUUAGUUAUUGUGUAA